This is a messenger RNA of Mytilus californianus (California mussel), 2362 nucleotides long. RefSeq lists its product as uncharacterized. Lineage: Eukaryota; Metazoa; Mollusca; Bivalvia; Mytilida; Mytilidae. Bases 195 to 1184 code for a protein of 329 amino acids. The record is from RefSeq and is a predicted model, not a curated record. The transcript has 2 exons.
AAAAAUUCCUUUUCCUGAGUUCCGGUCAUGACAAUAUCAAGGAAAUAAAGAGAGAACAAUGGAUUCAUCAGAUAGGGUGUUGUUUUGCACCCUUUUUUUAUGAUGAUGGAGCUUCUAAAUACGCUGUCACAUGGUGCACAGAAUGUGAAGUGUUCCUUUGUACAGACUGUGAAAAACACCACAAAAAAUCGAGAAUGUCUAAAGACCAUAAAACCAUGUCUACAGAAGACUACAAAAAAUUACCGGAAUUUAUGCAAGAAUUAAGUAGUAAGUGCAGAGAACACAAGAAAAAGUUUGAAAUUUUCUGUUCAUUCCAUGCCUGUCCUUGCUGUGUCCAGUGUGUCAACGAUAAACACAAGAAAUGUCAAGACAUAAAACCACUGUCAGACAUUAUAAAGCAAAUUAAAUUUUCUGCCUCAGUUCAACUUGUUGAAAAGGAUUUGAAGGAUGUGAAGGAAAACUUUGAAGAGAUUAUAAAAUAUUUAAACAGUAGUAUGAAUACUAACAAUAGUCAAAAACUAAAGGCUACUGAAAAAAUUCGAUCUAUAAAGAAGUCAAUAGAUGAUUUUCUAAAUAAAAUAGAACAAGAAAUUCUUGCCGACUUAGACACCAAGCAUUCAAAGCUGAAAUCAAAGAUGAACAACCUCCUGCAACAACUAGAAUUGCGCGCAAAUCAAAUAAGCCAAUUACAGAGUGGAUUUUCCGAAAUGACCCGACUUGCAACUGAUUUACAGAUGUGUUUUGGUCUUAGGGAAAUUGAGAAAACCACAACACAAGCAGUACAAUACUUAGAAGAUUUACAAAAUGGAGACAACUUUAACGAAAAGAACCUAGAGGUAACUAUUUCAUCUUCUCUACAAUCAAUUUGCAAAGAUGUUAAAUCAUUUGGAGAUAUUAAUAUCAAUAUUAGCCCAUCCACUCUUCGAAUUGAGGCCGGAAGAAAAGAUCAAGCACAAUACCUAGUUCCAACUGUUACUAGAAUUGAAAAAAUUAAACCGCACAGGUUGAGAACCUCGACUAUUCCAGAAAGUACAAUAUGUAUGCAUAUUUUCGCAUGUCGAACAUUGCCUGGUGGUAAAUAUUUAAUUCUUUAUCACAGUAUUCAUCACAGUCACCUGCUGCUGUUCAGUAAUGAUGACAUGUCUAUAAAGAAAAAAAUGACAUUCAUACCAAUUUUUUUAUGAUGCAUGCUUUGUGAGAAAUAACACAGUGGCUGUCACAUUAGGAUCCAACGAAAACCAGACAAAUUUGGUGGAUGUAAAAAGUAAUGAAAUUACUAGAAUAUUUAAUCUAACUCAUUACUGUAAUUCAGUAGCAAGUGAUGGUCAAAUAUUAGUCAUCAGCUGUUAUGAUAAAAGUACCAUAGUGAAUCUGAAUGAUGAAUCUCAUACAAUCUUAGAAGGAGUGGUAGCGAGUCGUAUUUCAGUAUUCCAAGGAAACAUCUAUGGUAUCAUUCAAAAUAAAAACAAAGUCUGCUGCUACAAAAGUACUGGGGAGCCUAUCUGGACAUUUCAACACCGAGAAAUUGACAUACCACGAGGACUUACAUUAGACAAGAAUGGCUUUCUUUAUAUAGCUUGUGACGGGAACAAUAGUGUCGUGGCAUUAUCACCAGAUGGUAAAACAGUAAAAUAAUACUAUCAGAAGCUGAUGGAAUCAACUCUCCUUGGGCAAUAGACAUUAAUAGGGAAACGAGAAUAAUGAUAGUGUCAGCGGAAAUAAGAGAGCGCAGUAGAUUCUGUCAUUCGGCUACUAUUUAUAAAAUCUAAAAUAUGUCCAAUGAAGUACAUGAUGAUAACGAUAGUAACAUUGAUGAAAAUCAAGAUAAAUUAUUUGAAACAGCUUUUGUUUAUAAAAUCUGAAAUAUGUGAUUUUUUUGUAUUUUGCAAAUGUCUAUAUGAUAUCUAUAUUGCUUAAUGAUACCAACAGUAAGUCUUCCUAAUUAUGGAGGGGGCCUUGGUAGCCCAGUGGUCUAAGUAGUUUAAAUACUGUAUCAAUAGCCUGUUAUUGAUAUUCUUUGCGUUCAUCGGACAAUAAUUGUCUUUUUAUACCACGUCCGAGAACAAAUCUUAAGAAAAAGACAUUUAAAUAUUCCGGUUCUUUUCUUUGGAACAGUAUUCAUGUAGAAAUAAAAAAAGAUAGAUAAGACAGAACAGUUCAAACAAAGGUAUCAUAAUUUCUUGUUUCUAGAACAAAAAAGCUAAUUAUCAGAUUCAUAUACAACAUGUUAAACCAACCAAAUAAUGAUUAUCACAGAAAUGUAUCUAUAUUCUAAAAAUCCAUAUAUUUGGCUUGUACAUCAUGAAGAAAAUAUGUUCAUGAAAUGAAUCUGUAAAUUUUUAUACCAUUUGUUUUGCAUAAA